AUGGUAGAUGUUAAAAGCAUGGUGAGCAACGGCCAGCGUCUUGAGGGUCAUUCCAAGACCCGGGCCGCCGCCCACAACCAGAGAAUUUACCUCGCCGCUGAAGAGCUCGACCCUACAUCGCGGACUGUGAAGGGUGUCUACCACGGACUACGACGACGGCCAGUGGGCAACAAACUGGCGGCGCUCUACCCGUGGACGGUGUGGGCCCACGUUCACGCUGCUUUCCCGUCAGCAGCCUUUGGUACAAAGCCAUUAACAGAGUUCUCUCCACCAAUGAAAAGGGUCCUGAUUACUGACGCUCCUCACUCUCGGAAGCCGCGCUGGGAUCUUGUGCAGCUGCUUCGUCCUCGUCUCGCCGUGUACAAUACCUAUUUGGUCCGCGGCGGGUUCCAGCCGCGCCUUCCGACUUCACUGCCGCCCCCAGGGCAGCAGCAGCAGCCGUCGCCGCUACCACGCCGACAGCCCGUCCCGUUGAUGCCUCCCGCGCAGCUUCAGUCGCCACCGCCUUCGGAGCUGAUGGACGUCGACCCCUCAGCCGGGCCGCCUUCCCAAGCGGUGGCUGUGCAGCCUGUCCUGCAGCCGCUUUCCUUGGGCACCCCCAAGGAGUCUGACACCGCAGCGCCUUGUCCGGCGCCCACUCGGCAGCCGUCGGCGCAGCGUCAGGAGACGCUGCCUCUCUUCGUGGGUCCCGACGCCCCGUCGCGUCCAGCACCAGAAGCUGCGCCCGUGGUCACAGGCGUGCACCCUGACCUCGGUUUUCAGUCGGUGUUUCCCGAGGCCCCGCGCAGCCAAUGCUGGGGAGGAGGCAAGGAGGAGGAGGAGGCAAGGAGGAGGAGGAGGCAAGGAGGAGGAGGAGGCAAGGAGGAGGAGGAGGAGGAGGCAAGGAGGAGGAGGAGGCAAGGAGGAGGAGGAGGCAAGGAGGAGGAGGAGGCAAGGAGGAGGAGGAGGAGGAGGCAAGGAGGAGGAGGAGGCAAGGAGGAGGAGGAGGAGGAGGCAAGGAGGAGGAGGAGGCAAGGAGGAGGAGGAGGCAAGGAGGAGGAGGAGGAGGAGGCAAGGAGGAGGAGGAGGAGGCAAGGAGGAGGAGGAGGAGGCAAGGAGGAGGAGGAGGAGGCAAGGAGGAGGAGGAGGAGGCAAGGAGGAGGAGGAGGAGGCAAGGAGGAGGAGGAGGAGGCAAGGAGGAGGAGGAGGAGGCAAGGAGGAGGAGGAGGAGGAGGCAAGGAGGAGGAGGAGGAGGAGGCAAGGAGGAGGAGGAGGAGGAGGCAAGGAGGAGGAGGAGGAGGAGGCAAGGAGGAGGAGGAGGAGGAGGCAAGGAGGAGGAGGAGGAGGAGGCAAGGAGGAGGAGGAGGAGGAGGCAAGGAGGAGGAGGAGGAGGAGGCAAGGAGGAGGAGGAGGCAAGGAGGAGGAGGAGGAGGAGGCAAGAAGGAGGAUGAGGAGGCAAGAAGGAGGAUGAGGAGGCAAGAAGGAGGAUGA
Messenger RNA from Schistocerca nitens (vagrant locust), 1470 nucleotides. RefSeq names its product translation initiation factor IF-2-like. The record is from RefSeq and is a predicted model, not a curated record. Lineage: Eukaryota; Metazoa; Arthropoda; Insecta; Orthoptera; Acrididae. The coding region runs from base 1 to 1470 and encodes 489 amino acids. The transcript has 5 exons.